GUAGAAAGCUUGUAGAAGAUAGUGCUGUUUAUGUUUUUUUUUAAAGUCUAAACUUAUGAUACUUCAUCGUCUUUUUUAUUGUUUUGGAUUUUUUUUUUCUUUUUCUCAGAACCUUUGAAUUUUUUUGCUGUUGAUGUUAAAAUUAAGCUCAGUUUUGAGUACUUUUGAUGUUAUAUCAUUGUCUUUCCCUUCGUUAAUCCUACAAUGAUUGAUACGUAGACAACAAAAACAUCUCUCAAAGGGAUGCAAAGUUACAUUUCUCAGAAUGCUAAUAAAGAGUCUUAGUAGUAACUUAAGACUGAUACUUUAGCCUGAGGACCACCUUGUACAUAGACAAAAUCAUGUGUUUGUCCGGCUCUCAGAGUCUUUUGCCACUGAGGAAGCUGGUAGGUAUUCUUUUGCCCUGUUGGGAUUAGACCCCAUAUAGGUCCCGAGAGGUCUUCAAUCUUGAGCUUGAGAUCCGAUAUCUGUUUCUUAGAAUUGUUCUUGAUAAUCACUUUGUGUCUGUAGUACCUCGUGUUCCCAGCCAGCAUUGUGUUACAAGUGUCAAAAAUUUUAAGAUUCCUUAUUUCAUCGUUUUUGCUCACACAUAUCACGAUGUCCUCAUAUCUCUAUAUAACAGCAGAAUUAAUGAACAUCUUCGAACAACACAAAGAAAAAAUCUAUCAUACCUAAACACACGGUCGAGAUAUAUAGAUAUGGAGACUGUAGUGGUGAUUGUGGGAGCUGGACCAGCUGGUUUAGCAACAUCAGUUUGUCUAAACAAACACUCAAUCCCAAACUUGAUCCUCGAGAAAGAAGACGUAUAUGCAUCACUUUGGAAGAAACGAGCCUACGACCGUCUCAAACUUCACUUAGCCAAAAACUUCUGUCAGCUGCCUUUCAUGCCGCAUGGUCCUGAUGUUCCAACUUUCAUGCCCAAAGAAUUUUUCAUCGAUUACCUUGACGCUUAUGUCACCCGUUUUGACAUAAAUCCUAGAUAUAACCGAACCGUGAAGUUCACAAUGUUUGACGUGUCUAACAACAAGUGGAGGGUAGAGGCCGAAAACACAGUGACCGGAGAAAUCGAAGUGUACUGGUCGGAGUUUGUCGUGGUCGCAACGGGAGAGAACGGAGAUAGAUACAUUCCUGAGGUAAAAGGACUUAAUAAUUUCUAUGGCGAGGUUGUGCAUUCCAGUAUGUACAAGUCCGGACGUGACUACAAAGAUAAAAAUGUUCUCGUAGUCGGAGGAGGAAACUCCGGGAUGGAAAUAAGCUUUGAUCUAAAUAACUUCGAUGCUAAUACCGCCGUUCUCAUUAGGACUCCAAACUAUGAGUACGUGAUGCGGGAUGAUGGCUUCCCCAAAAAUCCAAUGCCAGAUCAUUGGAAAGGAGAGAAAAAUAUUUAUUGUGCUGGAUUUUCAAGGAAGGGAAUCGCUGGAGCCGCUCAAGAUGCGAUGUCUGUCGCCCAAGACAUCAAAUCUAUUUUGGAAACGGCCAGAUACUAAGGAAUUCUCAAAACAACCACCAGAAAGAUUGGAUUACAAUAUACACUUAUACUAGGUGAAUCACCGUAUGUAUACGCAGAAAUUAAUAUUUAGUAAAACAAUAAUUUGUAAUAGUUAUUAAUAUUUAUUUUGUUUUUGUUUUAUAUUUUAUAUUAUGUUAACUAAACCAGUGAUUUAUGAGUUAUUGAGUUAAGAUAUUUUAAUGUACUUGAUUUUGCAGAAUAUUCAACUUUGCUAUGAUAUGUUCCUAAGAUUCUAGUUUGAUUUUAAUAUAGUGUAGUUAGUUUCUUGUUGCUUGUAUGGUUAUUUUAAUUAAAAUUUUGUAUUUUGUUUAUGUAAGUCCUGGUAUAACUGAUAUACCUAGUACAACUAAGAAAACAAUAUAUAUGACUCGUAUAACUGGUAAUACUAAGUUCUUUUAAUAACUCAUAGUUGUAUUUUCAUAUUUAGAAGAAUUUUUUUCAUGUUUUAGUUGUCAUUUUUUGCGUGUAAAACUUAUAGAUAAAUUUACAUUAAAUUUUCAGAAAAAUUCCUUUAAUUAUUUUAUUUUCUUCAUUGUUUUUCUUUUUCUUCGUUUGUAUUUGAUUUUCAAAUAUUCUUUUUAUUGUUUUCACUUGUUAUAUAUAUAUAUUUCCUUUUCAUAAAUAUAAAUAAUGCUUUACUGAAUAUAUUUAAUACGAGUUAUUACAUAAAAAUCUAAUUAAUAAAGAUGAAUAUGAAAUUUGAUGGACAAUGUGUUAAAAAAGUUGAUGGACAGUAGAAAGUAUUGAAUCUUGCCGUCGCAAAUAUUUUGGACAAUUCCCAGAUCAAUGACUGGAGUUCUCCCGAUAAAUAAUUUGGUGGCGGAAAGACCUUGUUUUGGUCAAACAAAUCCAUAUUUGGAGGGAUCUCCGUACUUCAAUAACAUUUCCUUAGCCAUCAAUAUCACCAAUGUGCAACCAUAGUCACCGAAAAAUACUUCAGCAAUGAAAUCCACAAGUAUACCUCUUGUUUGGUCAAUACAUGCUUCUGCACGAAUUUAGAGAAUGGAUUUUUCUUAAGAGUUCACCAUUUAAGAAUAUUAAAAAGUUAGUUGUUAAGCGCUUACUAUUGUUUUGAGAAAUAAAUAACUUCUUUUCCUUAUUAAAGUUGAAGAAACCAAAUACAUUGAUAAAACUCAUAAUAUAAUAAGCUAGCCAAAGUUGACCAAAAAAAAAAAAAACUAGCCAAAGAUCAUAGCGAUUAGCACUAUCAUAUAUCACUACGGUCUAUAGAACUCAAACAUCAAUAAUCCAAAUGAGUAUUUAACCAUGAAUAGAUAAAAUAUCAAUUAUUGUUGAGAGGCAUAGUAGUAAUUAUUUCAGACUAAAAAAAAUCUAAACCACAAUUUGACAUGCAAAAGAAGUGUGCAGUUGUUUUUUUAAAUAUAGAACUAUAUAAUAAAUUCUAAAACCCGGGCAUCCAAUGUCGGUUACAACUUUGUCUCGAAGAAAAUUAAACUAAUUUUAAUCUUACGCAACUAGCUUCACAUCACUAUCUAACUGGCACUUUUCGCUAGAUAGUUCGAGAAUCCUUCAGUUACCAGUUCCCGUUCUCAACGAUGAUGGUAACCCGGGGAAGGUGGGUUUAACCUUGUUGCCUGGGAUGCCAUAAUUCCCAAGACGUCACUAGAAGUAGCUGGUUCUUGAUGUUCUUAUCACAGCAUGUAAUCUUCAUUGACCUUUAAGCACGAGACGAAGAAAGUGAGAGGAGGAUCCAAAAUAGACACACCUGAGCGAGCUUAAGAAGAAUCCAAGCUAUACACACUCGCCAUUGACGACGAAACAGAAUGCAAGAACAUGGAUUGUAACCGCGACUGCCUCUUAACAAGUAUGGGAUCCUUAACCUGCACAGAAUCGAGUCUAACACACUAACAAGGUUGACCAAGGGCCAACGAUGGCACUGGAUGUGUGUUCCGACCAAAUGCUGACACCGCAAUGACCCUCUUGGUGGGUUUUUUUUUUUUUUUUUUGUGAAAAACGUUUUUGUGAAGAUUCUCAGGCGCUUAUUUUUGCAAUAUGUUGUUAUGUUAGUCUUCAUUAGAUCCAUGUUUUCUAAGAAACGUUAGAUAGAUAACUAGUUUUUGCUAUAAAGUACAAAAAACUAAUUUAUAAACUUUUCUUUUUUUUUGUUCAACCAAACAGUUCUUAUUUUAUUUUAUAUUUUCAAACAUUUAUGCAUGAUCUCUAGAUUCAGUUAUGCAUUGAACUGUUGCACACUGGAAGUAAUGAUAUCGUUUGAGUUUUAUAUGGGUCAACAUUAACAUAGGAACAUA
This is a messenger RNA of Brassica rapa (field mustard), 3780 nucleotides long. RefSeq names its product probable indole-3-pyruvate monooxygenase YUCCA10. Gene Ontology annotation, molecular function: flavin adenine dinucleotide binding; monooxygenase activity. The record is from RefSeq and is a predicted model, not a curated record. NCBI's taxonomy places the organism in Eukaryota, Viridiplantae, Streptophyta, Magnoliopsida, Brassicales, Brassicaceae.